Molecule: messenger RNA, 3663 nt
Organism: Equus caballus (horse)
Lineage: Eukaryota; Metazoa; Chordata; Mammalia; Perissodactyla; Equidae
Gene: GOLM2
Product: golgi membrane protein 2
Source: RefSeq, a predicted model, not a curated record
CCUUUCCCCGCCCCCUAACCCUGGGGUGUGAGGCCCGGGGUGCGGGCAGCUGGCUUCUCCUGGUUACACCCGGCUGGUGCAGCGUCUCGUUGAAAGCUUCGGGAACUCGCUUUGGCCGGAUUUGAGGAGGGGGGCGGGGAGGGGCCUGCGGCUUGCGGCCCCGCCCCCUUCUCCGGCUAGCCGGCGGGCGGAUCGGCCCGCCUCCUGCUUCGGCCGGCCCAGGGGCCGCGUCCCCCAGGCAACUCAGCAGCGGAGGCCUGAGCUUCUGCCCGCAGGUGUCGGCGCCGAGGCCCCGGGGUACAGCCUGGUUCGGCCCCAUGGUGGGUUUCGGGGCCAACCGGCGGGCCGGCCGCCUGCCCUCCUUCGUGUUGGUGGUACUGCUGGUGGUGAUAGCGGUCCUCGCCUUCAACUACUGGAGCAUCUCCUCCCGCCACGUCCUGCUUCAGGAGGAGGUGGCCGAGCUGCAGGGCCAGGUCCAGCGCACCGAGGUGGCCCGCGGGCGCCUGGAGAAGCGCAAUUCGGACCUCCUGCUCUUGGUGGAUUCGCACAAGAAGCAGAUCGACCAGAAGGAGGCCGACUACGGCCGCCUCAGCAGCAAACUGCAGGCCAGGGAGGGCCUGGGCAAGAGAUGCGAGGAUGACAAGGUUAAACUACAGAACAACAUAUCAUAUCAGAUGGCAGACAUACAUCAUUUAAAGGAGCAACUUGCUGAGCUUCGUCAGGAGUUUCUUCGACAGGAAGACCAGCUUCAGGACUAUAGGAAAAACAAUACUUAUCUUGUGAAGAGGUUAGAAUAUGAGAGUUUUCAGUGUGGACAACAGAUCAAGGAAUUAAGAGCACAGCAUGAAGAAAAUAUUAAAAAGUUAGCAGACCAGUUUUUGCAGGAACAAAAGCAAAAGGCUCACAAAGUUCAACCGAAAGGUGGACAUGAAUUGGGUGUAAACAAUCAUGCAGUACCUAAAAGUAUUCCAAAAGUAGCUGAGAAUGCUGCAGAAAAGAAUGAAGAACCCUCAAGCAAUCAUAUUCUACGUGGGAAAGAACAAAUCAAACGAGAUGGUGAUGCAGGAAUGCCUGGAAUAGAAGAGAAUGACCUCGCAAAAGUUGAAGAUCUUCCCACUGCUUUAAGGAGACCCCCUAUUUCCAUGUCUCAAUAUGAAAGUCGUCAACCAAUCUCCCAUCUUCCAACCAGACAACCUCUCUCCCCAAAUAUGGUCCCAGAUUCUCAUGUAAACCGUAAUGGAAACCCUGGAACUUCAAAACAGAACCCUUCAAAUCCUCUUCAGCGUUUAAUUCCAGGCCCAAACUUGGAGAGUGAACCCAGAAUUCAAGCAGAUGUACUAAAGCAGGCUACCAAGGAUAGAGUCAGUGAUUUGCAUAAGUUGAAGCAAAGCCGAUUCUUUGAUGAAAAUGAAUCCCCUGUUGAUCCGCAGCAUGGCUCUAAACUGGCGGAUUAUAAUGGGGAUGAUGGUAACGUAGGUGAGUAUGAGGCAGACAAGCAGGCUGAGCUGGCUUACAAUGAGGAAGAAGAUGGUGAUGGUGGAGAGGAAGACGUCCAAGAUGAUGAAGAACGAGAACUUCAAAUGGAUCCUGCAGACUAUGGGAAGCAACGUUUCAAUGAUGUGCUUUAAGUCCUAAAGGAAAACUUCGGAAAACCUAAAGUGCUGUAAAAUGGAAUAAUUUCUACUUUGUUGUUUUUGACUUUUGUUGUAAAGAUCAGUUAUAUCACUUGUAAAGAUACAUUGAGAUAGACUUAAGGAAAAAUUUUAAUGAAGGAAUGUACCCAUGUACAUAUGUGAACCUUUCAUAUUGUAUUAUCAAAACAGAGACUUUUUUGGUUAUGAUACAGUUGAGCCAAAAACAAAGUAAACAAAACUUUAGUCUUUGCAUUUAAAGCAAACUAAUGUAUAUUUUACAUUUUAUUGAGCCCAAUUCUUUCCACAAAUGGACAAACAGGAAAAAGUUGUACAGUUUAUAUGUUGCACAUAGCAUAACCACAGUGAGAAUAGUUAUUGAGCUGAAAAACUUUUUUAUAUACUAAUAUAUUCUUGUUGUCCCAACAGGUGUUCUGUUCUGUCUACCCCUCAUCUCAUGCUCUUCAAGGAGUUAUACCUAGAAUAGUUAAAUAGAGGCCAAACACUGGGCAGCAAGUGUGCAAAAUCACCUCCCUACUCCUUUUAUUUUACAUGAGUGCUGAUAUGUUUUGGCAGAUAAUCUUUCAGCUGAGGCCUGAUGGAAGUUGAGAUAACCUGCAAAGACAUAACAAUAUUUAUGAGUUAUACCUUACUUAGUUCAUGAAAUUAUGAAAUGCAUGAUUGACAGUAUAUUUUUAAUUUUUAUUUUUUCACUUAAUACCAGUACUGUUUAACUAUAACCAGCGCUGGCUAAAAUUUUUAUAUUUUCAGAGCUCAAGUUAGUGAAGAUAUUCAUGAUUAAAUGCCAGAUUCUGAAAAAGGCUAAAUCAACUUUGAAAUGAUUCUGCAGUCAGUAUUUCAAAGCUUCUCUGGUAGUUUUAGUGAUCUUAUUGACUAGACUUUUUCAGAAGUACUAAAUAAGGAGUUUUAACAGAUUUUUAUUAAUGCACAGAUAAAUAGAAGUACAGUGAGGUCUAUAGACAUUUUAAUAAAAUAGUUUAAAAGUUUGUAAUAAAGAUGAAGAAUCUUUGUAACUACUUAAUAUGUUAGUUAAGAACCCAUAAACCUCAUAUUUGCUAGACUUACAAAAUUAUUUUAAAUGCAUUUGUCUUUUUUGACACUGUUCAGUAGAAUAUGUAAGCUAGCUAAUCCUUGUUUUCUGAUUUAAAACACCUUUAAGUCUUAUCCCCCUCCCUCAGAAUGAAAAGUUUUGAUCAUAAGGAGAAAUUUAAGCAUAUUAACUCUCUUUUUCAGAAGGGCUACUAUUAAUUGCACAUAAACAUGAAAUGCUUUUUUUUCCCCCUGUACUCAGGUUCUAAUCAAAAUUUAAAUGUAUAGAAGGAAAAAAAUACGUUGUUCACUUAUUGGAGGUGCAAAAAUUCUUAGACUUCAGUUCUGAAUUAUUUAGUGACCAGGAAAAGAUGUAGUGAUUUACUAAAAUUGUUUUUUUCUACCAUAUCAAAAUAAACAAUUCAUGCCUUUGCUAUCAAUAGAGUCAGGCCUACAGUGAAUAGGUAUGAUAGUUCACAGAAUUUUUUUAAGUGGAGUUAAAGGGAAUUGAUGUGCACUUUUGGGCAUUAGGAAGGGAAGAUAUAUCUAAAAAUACUCCUAGUAAUACUUUAUAUUUAAUACUGUAAAAUCUUUACAAAUGAAAACCAAGAAGUUUCCUGCCUUAGUUCCUUUUGUCAUAAAAACAAUCACUUGGUUUUUUGGUAGCUAUUACUUACACAGCAAAAUUUCUUCCAUUAGCAGUCUAUACAUUUUAUAAACUGAGAAAUCUUGCACCAAUUGAUAAUAUUUUGACUGUAUUAACAUUUUAGUGCUAUAAAAUUCUAUGUGAAUCUCUUAAAAUUCUGACAUUCUACAGUCUGUAUUAGACAUGCUGGUUUUAUAAUGUUUUACUUCUGCCUUAAGAUUUAGGUUUUUUAAAUGUAUUUUUGCCCUGAAUUAAGUGUUAAUUUGAUGGAAACUCUGCUUUUAAAGUCAUCACUUACUGGGUUCUAAUAAAUUAAAGAUUAAACUUGUUUCACUA